CCCCUCCCCUCCAGGGCCCCGGGGAGCGUUUCCUUGGCUCCUGGGGAGGAGACGUUUCCUAAUCUCGGGCCGGGGUUAAAGUUCUGGUACUGGUGAGAUGCUGGAAGCUGCGGCCGCAGCCGCAACCCGUCCCAGAGGUGCCCUGUCGCCUGUCGCCGCCGCCGCCAGCACCACUGCUACCGCUGCCACUGCCGCCCUGCCAGGGCCAUGUUCGCUCUGGGCUUGCCGUUCUUGGUGUUCUUGGGGGCCUCGGUCGAGAGCCAUCUGGGGGUUCUGGGGCCCAAGAACGUCUCGCAGAAAGAUGCCGAGUUUGAGCGCACCUACGUGGACGAGGUCAACAGUGAGCUGGUGAACAUCUACACCUUCAACCAUACUGUGACCCGCAACCGGACGGAGGGCGUGCGUGUGUCAGUGAACGUCCUGAACAAGCAGAAGGGGGCGCCUUUGCUGUUUGUGGUCCGCCAGAAGGAGGCUGUGGUGUCCUUCCAGGUGCCCCUAAUCCUGCGAGGGCUGUAUCAGCGCAAGUACCUCUACCAAAAGGUAGAACGAACACUUUGUCAGCCCCCCACCAAGAAUGAGUCUGAGGUCCAGUUCUUCUACGUGGAUGUGUCCACCCUGUCACUAGUCAACACCACGUACCAGCUCCGGGUCAGCCGAAUGGAUGACUUUGUGCUCAGGACGGGGGAGCAGUUUAGCUUCAAUACCACAGCAGCCCAGCCCCAGUAUUACAAGUAUGAGUUCCCUGAGGGAGUGGACUCAGUGAUUGUCAAGGUGACCUCCAAUAAUGCCUUCCCCUGCUCAGUCAUCUCCAUCCAGGAUGUCCUGUGCCCUGUCUACGACCUGGACAACAACGUGGCCUUCAUCGGCAUGUACCAGACUAUGACCAAGAAGGCAGCCAUCACUGUGCAGCGCAAAGACUUCCCCAGCAACAGCUUUUAUGUGGUGGUGGUGGUGAAGACCGAAGACCAGGCCUGUGGGGGUUCCUUGCCUUACUACCCCUUUGUAGAAGAUGAACCGGUUGAUCAAGGGCACCGCCAGAAAACCCUGUCAGUGCUGGUAUCUCGAGCAGUCACGUCUGAGGCCUACGUUGGUGGGAUGCUCUUUUGCUUGGGCAUAUUUCUUUCCUUCUACCUGCUGACUGUCCUCCUGGCCUGUUGGGAGAACUGGAGGCAGAGGAAGAAGACCCUGCUGAUGGCCAUGGACCGAGCCUGCCCAGAAAGCGGUCACCCUCGGAUCCUGGCUGAUUCCUUUCCUGGCAGCCCCCCUUAUGAAGGUUACAACUAUGGCUCCUUUGAGAAUGGUUCCGGAUCCACUGAUGGUUUGGUCAACAGUGCGGGCACUGGGGACCUCUCUUACAGUUACCAGGGCCACUCCUUUGACCCAGUGGGCACUCGGCCACGACUGGACUCCAUGAGCUCUGUGGAGGAGGAUGACUAUGACACAUUGACCGACAUCGAUUCAGACAAGAAUGUCAUUCGCACCAAGCAAUACCUCUACGUGGCUGACCUGGCACGGAAGGACAAGCGUGUUCUGCGGAAAAAGUACCAGAUCUACUUCUGGAACAUUGCCACCAUUGCUGUCUUCUAUGCCCUUCCUGUGGUGCAGCUAGUGAUCACCUACCAGACGGUGGUGAAUGUCACAGGGAAUCAGGACAUCUGCUACUACAACUUCCUCUGUGCCCACCCACUGGGCAACCUCAGCGCCUUCAACAACAUCCUCAGCAACCUGGGGUACAUCCUGCUGGGGCUGCUCUUCCUGCUCAUCAUCUUGCAGCGGGAGAUCAACCACAACCGAGCCGUGCUGCGCAAUGACCUCUAUGCCCUGGAAUGUGGGAUCCCAAAACACUUCGGUCUGUUCUAUGCCAUGGGCACAGCCCUGAUGAUGGAGGGACUGCUUAGUGCUUGUUAUCAUGUCUGCCCCAACUAUACCAAUUUCCAGUUUGACACAUCGUUCAUGUACAUGAUUGCUGGGCUCUGCAUGCUGAAGCUCUACCAGAAGCGGCACCCAGACAUCAACGCCAGUGCCUAUAGCGCCUAUGCCUGUUUGGCCAUCGUCAUCUUCUUCUCUGUGCUGGGCGUGGUGUUUGGCAAAGGGAACACAGCGUUUUGGAUCGUCUUCUCCAUCAUUCACAUCACUGCCACUCUGCUCCUCAGCACGCAGCUCUAUUACAUGGGCCGCUGGAAGCUGGACUCGGGGAUCUUCCGCCGCAUCCUUCACGUGCUCUACACGGACUGCAUCCGGCAGUGCAGCGGGCCCCUCUAUGUGGACCGCAUGGUGCUGCUGGUCAUGGGCAACAUUAUCAACUGGUCGCUGGCUGCCUACGGGCUCAUCAUGCGCCCCAACGAUUUUGCCUCCUACUUGUUGGCCAUUGGCAUCUGCAACCUGCUUCUUUACUUCGCCUUCUACAUCAUUAUGAAGCUCCGGAGCGGGGAGAGGAUCAAGCUCAUCCCCCUGCUCUGCAUCGUCUGCACCUCCGUGGUCUGGGGCUUUGCACUCUUCUUCUUCUUCCAGGGACUCAGCACCUGGCAGGAAACCCCUGCAGAGUCGAGGGAGCACAACCGGGACUGCAUCCUCCUCGACUUCUUUGAUGACCAUGACAUUUGGCACUUCCUCUCCUCCAUCGCCAUGUUUGGGUCCUUCCUGGUGUUGCUGACACUGGAUGACGACCUGGAUACCGUGCAGCGGGACAAGAUCUACGUCUUCUAGCAGGAGCUGGGCCCUUUGCUUCACCUCAUGGGGACCUGAGCUCCUAUGUGUCACCUUCAGGGUACCUCUGUAGUACUGGGGCUGUGAGUCCCAGCCCCGCUGCCCAGCGCUGGAUGGCGGCAGGACAGCGAGGUCUAGCCCAGGCCUGCUCUGGGACAGUCAUGGGGUGGCAUUGAGCCUUGCAGCUGCCCUUUGCCAGGGAGGAAGUCUGCUCCCCUGAAACACAGACAUUGGCCAAAUUGCUGCUUUCUUCUCAGUGUUGGGGCCUUCCACGGGCCCUUGUCCAUUGGCUGUCCAUGUGUCCCUCUGCAGGAGGAAGGAGGGAAGGUGAUGCCCUUGCCAUUUCAUGCCUUGCAUUCUGCCCGUCCUUCCCCUCCCCCUCGGCCUGGGACCCAAAGCCCUUUCUUCCUCCCACAUUCCCACUUCAGGGCCCUAGUCUGGGACCUACUGCUCUGUCCUGCACCAGGGCCCAGUUCUCUUUGGGGCUGUACCUGGCUGCCAUCACUGCCCAUUCCGGUCAGCCAGAAUGGAUGCGGGUGUGGGUUUUUGGGGGCUGGCCAGCUGGUGCCAGGCCUUUGGUGCUAAGGCUUGUGAGGAGCCCAGGGCAGGACCCACCUCCCUGUGACCUGGGCUCGGGACUGGCUCUUUAGCAAUGAGGGUCAGCUCAAUUUGAGAACCACCUUCUGAUCUGAAGGGCUGAAUUCAGAGGUCACCUCCUCAUCUCAUCAGCCGCCAGACUGAUGCUGGCACCAGGAGUUGGGGGAAAGUGACUCACCCCGUCCCUUCCUUUCUUUCCAGGCCCUUAGUCCUGCCAAGCCCCAGCAGGGGGCCUUCCAGUGCCAUUGACACUGCCCAAGAAUGUCCAGGGGCAAAGGAGGGAAGAGACAAAGAGCUCAGCACAUCCUGCCUCCUCCACAGCUGCAGGAGCCGCAGUGCCUGUCUUAGAAAGGGGCUUAAGGAAGGGAUAUGCUAUUUUCCUCCAUGUCCCCAGUCCCAGCCUCACUCUAAGAGCCAGGGCUGGCUUCUGAGUUUCCGUCCAGUCUUCAGCCACGUUCUGUGUUAGUCACACACAUGCAUCCAUGGGAAACCUGGAGUUUACACUGAAUUGCCCCCAGCUCUGAGCCCCCAUGGGCACUCUGGUCCUUGUAUCCCCUUCACCCAGUUCAGUCCAUUCCAGAUGCCAAGGAUCAGGGAGGUUAGGUUGGACCUCUGCCUGGGAUGGGAAUGUGUUUUAUUUUCUCAAAAUUGUUUUUAUAGCUCUCCUUGGGCUGGGUAAAGGAGAUGGGUCUGAAUCUUUUUUUCAGAGCUCCGUUUUAUGUCUUUCCACACUACGGUUGCAUUUCUGUUUUCUAUGAAUGAGUCUGCAUUCAAUAAAGAAACAACCAGACGCA
This is a messenger RNA of Galeopterus variegatus (Sunda flying lemur), 4097 nucleotides long. RefSeq names its product SID1 transmembrane family, member 2 (gene SIDT2). The transcript is spliced from 26 exons. The record is from RefSeq and is a predicted model, not a curated record. Bases 208 to 2706 code for a protein of 832 amino acids. Lineage: Eukaryota; Metazoa; Chordata; Mammalia; Dermoptera; Cynocephalidae. Gene Ontology annotation, cellular component: membrane.